Capra hircus (goat) is the source of this 3780-nucleotide messenger RNA. It is a transcript of the gene JAKMIP3, whose product is annotated as Janus kinase and microtubule interacting protein 3. Bases 136 to 2784 code for a protein of 882 amino acids. NCBI's taxonomy places the organism in Eukaryota, Metazoa, Chordata, Mammalia, Artiodactyla, Bovidae. The transcript has 23 exons. The record is from RefSeq and is a predicted model, not a curated record. Gene Ontology annotation, molecular function: microtubule binding; kinase binding.
GAGCGUCCCGGGGUCAGAGGAAGGCGGAGGAGAGGCCGCGGACCGGAGGGGCUCGGCUGUGAGUGAGAAGAUGUAGAGGAACCACAGGCAGGCGAUCGGCCCAGACGCGCGGCUGCCCCUCGGGCCACCCUCACCAUGUCCAAGAAGGGCGCAGGCGGCCGGAGCAAGGGGGACAAGGCGGAGGUCCUCGCCGCCCUGCAGGCUGCCAACGAGGACCUGCGGGCCAAGCUCACUGAGACCCAGAUCGAGCUGCAGCAGGAAAAGAGCAAGGUCGGCCGGGUGGAGAGGGAGAAGAACCAGGAGCUCAGGCAGGUGCGGGAGCACGAGCAGCACAGGAGCGCCGUCCUGCUCACCGAGCUCAGGACCAAGCUGCACGAGGAGAAGAUGAAGGAGCUGCAGGCGCUGCGGGAGGCGCUGCUGCGGCAGCACGAGGCCGAGCUGCUGCGCGUCAUCAGGACCAAGGACAGCGAGAACCAGCGGCUGCAGGCGCUGCUGCACGCCGUGCGCGACGGCGGCCCGGACAGGGCGCGCACCGUGCUGCUGUCCGAGGCCAAGGAGGAGGCCAAGAAGGGCUUCGAGGUGGAGAAGGUGAAGAUGCAGCAAGAGAUCUCGGAGCUGAAGGGCGCCAAGAGGCAGGUGGAGGAGGCGCUGACCCUGGUCAUCCGCGCCGACAAGAUCAAGGCCGCGGAGAUCCGGAGCGUGUACCACCUGCACCAGGAGGAGAUCUCCCGCAUCAAGAAGGAGUGCGAGCGCGAGAUCCGCCGGCUGAUGGAGGAGAUAAAAUUUAAAGACAGAGCAGUCUUCGUGCUGGAGAGAGAGUUAGGGGUUCAAGCCGGGCAUGCUCAGAGACUCCAGCUCCAAAAAGAGGCUCUAGACGAGCAGCUGUCCCAGGUCAAAGAGACCGACCGGCACCCGGGCAGCCCCAGGCGGGAGCUUCCUCACGCAAGCGGUGCAGGAGACGCCUCAGACCACUCGGGAAGCCCUGAACAGCAGUUGGAUGAAAAGGAUGCUCGGCGUUUCCAACUUAAGAUUGCGGAGCUGAGCGCGAUCAUCCGGAAACUCGAGGACCGCAAUGCCCUGCUGUCGGAGGAGCGGAACGAACUGUUGAAGCGUGUAAGGGAAGCUGAAAGUCAGUACAAGCCAUUGCUGGACAAAAACAAACGCCUCACUCGGAAGAACGAAGAUCUGUCCCACAGUUUACGUCGGAUGGAAAACAAGUUAAAAUUUGUCACCCAGGAGAACAUAGAGAUGAGGCAGAGAGCAGGGAUCAUACGGAGACCCAGCUCCUUGAACGACCUGGAUCAGAGUCAGGACGAGCGGGAGGUGGACUUCCUGAAGUUGCAGAUUGUUGAGCAGCAGCACCUCAUAGACGAGCUCUCCAAGACCCUGGAGACCGCUGGCUACGUGAAGAGCGUGUUAGAACGUGAUAAGCUUUUAAGAUAUCGGAAACAAAGAAAGAAAAUGGCGAAACUCCCCAAGCCGGUUGUCGUGGAGACCUUCUUUGGCUAUGAUGAAGAGGCUUCUCUGGAGUCGGACGGUUCUUCCAUCUCUCACCAAACGGACAGGACGGACCGGACCCCGUGCAGCCCAGACGACGACCUGGAGGAGGGCAUGGCCAAGGAGGAGACAGAGCUGCGGUUCCGCCAGCUAACCAUGGAGUACCAGGCUCUGCAGCGGGCCUACGCGCUGCUGCAAGAGCAGGUCGGAGGGACGCUGGACGCAGAGCGAGAAGUUAAGACCCGUGAGCAGCUGCAGGUGGACGUGCAGCGGGCGCAGGCACGCAUCGAGGACCUGCAGAAGGCCCUGGCCGAGCAGGGGCAGGAUAUGAAGUGGAUUGAAGAGAAGCAAGCGCUGUUUCGGAGAAAUCAGGAGCUUGUGGAAAAGAUUAAACAAAUGGAGACAGAAGAAGCUCGGUUAAAACACGACGUCCAGGAUGCGAAGGACCAGAAUGAGCUGCUGGAAUUCCGGAUCCUGGAGCUGGAGGAGAGGGAGAGGAAGUCUCCCGCCAUCACCUUCCACCACACCCCUUUCGUGGACGGGAAGAGCCCCCUGCAGGCGUACUGCGAGGCGGAAGGCGUGACGGACAUCCUGGUCUCAGAGCUGAUGAAGAAGCUGGACCUGCUGGGGGACAACGCCGUAAGUAAUCUGACCAAUGAGGAGCAAGUGGUCGUCAUCCAAGCCAGGACAGUCCUGACCUUAGCCGAGAAGUGGCUCCAGCAGAUCGAGGAGACGGAGUCGGCCCUGCAGCGGAAGAUGGUGGACCUAGAGAGCGAGAAGGAGCUGUUCAGUAAGCAGAAGGGCUACCUGGACGAGGAGCUCGACUACCGGAAGCAGUGCUUGGACCAGGCUCACAAGCGCAUCCUGGAGCUGGAAGCCAUGCUGUACGAUGCCCUGCAGCAGGAGGCCGGGGCCAAAGUGGCUGAGCUGCUAUCCGAGGAGGAGCGCGAGAAGCUCGGGGUGGCGGUGGAGCAGUGGAAGCGCCAGGUCAUGAGCGAGCUCCGGGAGCGGGACGCCCAGAUCCUGCGGGAGCGCAUGGAGCUUUUGCAACUGGCGCAGCAGAGAAUUAAAGAAUUAGAAGAAAGAAUAGAAGCCCAGAAGAGGCAAAUAAAGGAACUGGAGGAAAAGCUUUCAUUCUGUGGUCAUAGCUCGCCUGGGCACUCUGGCGUGCCCCCCUUUCCUCCAGCUUUACCGGAGAGCGGUGGGCGCCCGUCCCUGAAGACUCGGGGGGAGCCGGCCUCUGCAGACGCCCUGCCGUCGAGGAGGAGGGAGAGAGGGGGUCUCUGAGCACCUCCGAGGGGACUGUUCACUUUGAUGAGCCGGAAUUAGAACUCGAUCUCCGACCGGGCUUCUCUGAAGGGGCCUGGUCUUGGCUGCGGACCCCAGGUCCUCGCUUGGGACACAGCCCCUGGCCCCAGUUAUGGGGACACGCGGGGCCCCUGCUGGCGGGUGCACAGGCCGCUUCCGUGCAGGAGCCCCGGCCCCCGCCUCCCCUGGUUCCCUCAGUGACCGCAACAGGAGUUGGAGGAGAGGGCGGACUCCCAGAAACAACGCAGGCGGCCCGCAGCACGCCGCGGCGGGGCUGCUGCCAUGACGGGGACCUUUGUUCAGGGCACCCGGGCGGCUCAUGGAGCAUCUCCAGCGUGGUUCCCCGGGUCACCUGGGCCAGCUGCGAAGGCACUGCAACCCGCUUGCUGGGGUCCUGGGCGCUUGCCGACCGACGCGUGUGGCCACCCUGCCGUGUUAGACGCUGUCGCCAGUGGGAAUGGAGCUGUGGAUGCCAUGGUGCCACCAGCCCCCCACCCUGAGCCGCGCCGAAGGACUGGCCAGAGCGAGGACCGAGGAGCCGGUGGAGGGAGCUGGGACAAGAAGGGCGGGGUGGCUGGACAGAGCCCGGCCUCACUGGAGACGCAGGGGCCAGAGGCUGUCUCGGGCGGUGCAGACCCGGACGCCACAGAGGCAGGCCUAGUGCGGCCGAAGCCACCCGGUCCAGAGCUGCAGCCUUCCUGCUCCAAGGGCAGUGCCCGGCGAGGACCACAGAGCCUGUAGGUCUGUGGUUGAGAAGGGGGCCCGACGCCCAGCUGGCAGCAGGUGAGACUCAGCCACCAUCCCUGGAGGGACACCUUCCCUCCCACCCUGUGGGGCACCCACUCACCUUCGGGUCUGCGGUAUCCUGCCUCCUGGGGUGGGGGGAGGUCAGCCCCCUCUGAAGGUUCAGUUUGCUGGGACGCUGGCCCUGCAGCGGGAGCCCUGGUGUCUGUGCAGGCGGGUGAGGGCACGGUG